This is a messenger RNA of Fusarium keratoplasticum, 696 nucleotides long. RefSeq names its product EXPERA domain-containing protein. Gene Ontology annotation, molecular function: steroid Delta-isomerase activity; cholestenol delta-isomerase activity; C-8 sterol isomerase activity. The record is from RefSeq and is a predicted model, not a curated record. Bases 1 to 696 code for a protein of 231 amino acids. NCBI's taxonomy places the organism in Eukaryota, Fungi, Ascomycota, Sordariomycetes, Hypocreales, Nectriaceae. Gene Ontology annotation, biological process: sterol biosynthetic process. Gene Ontology annotation, cellular component: membrane; endoplasmic reticulum. The transcript is spliced from 5 exons.
AUGGCUGACAUCCCCGUCUCGGCCACGGGUCCGGCCCAUCCAUACUUCCCCCCCGGCGCCGUGAUCCCAGGCUACGUCGCCAACGACAAGGACGUGACGGAGCUGAUGCUCAAGUUUGGCGCCGUGACCGGAGCCGUCGUCGGGUCCGCCCUGUGGCUGACGACGCGGAGCAGACACCCGCUGCGCGCCAUUGACCGAUUCGCAGCCGCCUGGUUUGCGCUGUGUGGCUUCUUGCAUGUUGCGUUUGAAGGUUACUAUCUCGUAUACCGCCAUGAGCUCACCGGCAUGUCAACACUCUUCGCCCAGCUAUGGAAGGAAUACGCCCUCUCAGACUCGCGGUACUUGACCCACGACGUCUUUACCAUCAGCGUCGAGACCAUCACGGCGCUCGCCUGGGGUCCCCUCUGCCUCUUCACCGUCGUCGGUAUCAUCCACGGCUCCCGUAGCCGUCACGUAGCGCAGUUGAUUGUGUGCACUGCGCACGCGUACGGAGUGGCACUAUACUACCUGACCAACUUCAACGAGUCGCGCAUGCACGGCGUGGCAUACAGCCGGCCCGAGACGCUGUACUUUUGGAUCUACUACGUGGGAUUCAACUUUCCCUGGGCGGUCGUGCCCCUCGUGCUGCUGCGUGAUAGUUGGCGACAGAUCGGCAGUGCCUUUGCUGCCCUCGAGGAGAAGAGGAAGGGAGAGUGA